UGGAGGGAAGUAAAGUGGAGUGAAGUGGAGGGGAGUGAAGUGGAGUGGAGUGAAGUAAAGUGGAGUGAAGUGGAGGGAAGUGAAGUGGAGUGGAGGGAAGUGAAGUGGAGUGAAGUGCAGGGAAGUGAAGUGAAGUGCAGGGAAGUGGAGUGGAGGGAAGUGAAGUGGAGUGGAGUGAAGUGGAGGGAAGUGGAGUGGAGUGAAGUGGAGGGAAGUGGAGUGAAGUGGAGCUUCCAUAAGACGGUGGAAAGAUUCUACUCUGAGCAGGACGGAGUGACGGGGACCACGGAGACCUUCAUCUGCCGCGUCACCAACAUCGUCAACUGCUGCCCCCCAUUCCGGGAGUUUGCCACUCGGAUGAGCCAUCUGGAUAAGACGCAGGGGGCGGAGCUUCUACGGCAAGUUGAGGGAACUCUGGAGCGUAUCGUUAGACUUGGCACUCGGGGCAUCUGUGACUUAGUACUUCUCGAUCUGAAGCUCCUGGGCCGCCGCUGGCUGGGUUCCUCGGAGGCCUGUGAUGGGAUUGUGUCCGGCCUGACGGAAUGCGCGCUCACUCUUCGUAGGCUGAGCCCGGGGCCCUACCAGGCCACUGUGUCCGAGCUCCACCGCCGCGUCCUCCUGGAGUAUGUGCGGCCUCUAAUCCAGGGCAAGAUGUCCUGCACGGCCUCCAGGACCAGGAAGAGGACGGCCACCAAACUGCGGGAGGAGAACCGCCAACUGACUCAGAUCUUCAGCAAGCUGGUGAUAUCCCCUCCCCCCUCAUCUCCACCCAACAUUCUCAGGUCCUCCAGCCCCUGCUCCUUGUCUCAUUGCUUAGUGGGCGGGGUCAGUUCCGUCUCCCGGGAACGCCUUCACCCUCCUCUCCUAUCUUUCAGGAAACGUCAUCUGUCCUCCCUCCUGGAUGUCCGGGGCUUGUGGGACCCCAGUGAGCGGCAGCAGAUUCUGGGGGUCCUCCAUGACUUGGAAGGGGCAGACGCGGGUCCUCCAUGCCGAGGAGGGGCGGGCUUCUUCUCCGACGUCUCCAUUACACACGACACGCAUUGCAUCCAUGUCACCCUCUCCCGGGCCUCGCGGAUCGGACGCAGAACUUUAACUCUCCUCAGCAGACGCAGGAGGAUGACAUCAAACCAUGUGGGAGGAGGAGGAGCCGGAGGACUGUCUCCGGGGGAAGAGGACACUCAGCUUUAG
This is a messenger RNA of Nanorana parkeri, 1188 nucleotides long. RefSeq names its product exocyst complex component 3 like 2 (gene EXOC3L2). Gene Ontology annotation, biological process: exocytosis; exocyst localization. Gene Ontology annotation, cellular component: exocyst. The transcript has 7 exons. Lineage: Eukaryota; Metazoa; Chordata; Amphibia; Anura; Dicroglossidae. The annotation marks the transcript as partial. Gene Ontology annotation, molecular function: SNARE binding. The record is from RefSeq and is a predicted model, not a curated record.